AUCUAGUCUGCUUCUAUCCAACGAAGCCCAAGCACAUAAGCCCUUAGAAACUUGUGAAACAGUGUACCCACUUAAAGGUAGCCAAAGGAAAAUAUGAUUGCCAAGGUUAUCGUCGCUUUCGUCUUCACUGUCGCCACCACCGUGGGACAGCUCGGCCCUCAAGGCCAGUUCAUCAACAGGCGUCCUGGCGCCGUUGUAGCAGCUGGUGCCGGCCCUGGCGCCUCUUUGCCCGAGCCCGUCUACCCGCCGCAGCCGUACAGUUUCGGCUACGACAACGUGGACGAGUACGGCACACAGUCCUUCCACAAGGAGGAGAGCGACGCCAACAACGUGAAGACCGGAUCCUACGGCUAUCGGGACGUCAACGGCACCUACCGGAAGGUGACCUACGUGGCCGACGCCGACGGCUUCCGGGCCACCGUCGACAUGAAUGAGCCGGGAACCAUUACUGGCCACACCGCCGACGCGAUCUUCAGCUCCAAGCAGGGCCCAGUUCUGGGUGCGGCCAAGUCGGCGUCAGCUCCCGCCCCUGUAUACGCUGCUGCCGAUCGGGCUCCGUUGUCUCGGGGACAGCCAAGGCGCGUAAUCUUUACAAAUUGAUAGAGAAGCAGUGUUUGUCAUCAUGUGUGUGAAAAGUAAACGUGGG
Messenger RNA from Dermacentor silvarum, 646 nucleotides. RefSeq names its product cuticle protein 10.9. Gene Ontology annotation, molecular function: structural constituent of chitin-based larval cuticle. The coding region runs from base 94 to 600 and encodes 168 amino acids. The transcript has 3 exons. Gene Ontology annotation, cellular component: chitin-based extracellular matrix. The record is from RefSeq and is a predicted model, not a curated record. Lineage: Eukaryota; Metazoa; Arthropoda; Arachnida; Ixodida; Ixodidae.